AUGGCCAACAAAAUUGAUGAAUUUGAUAAGUCGGUAACAAAUGUAAACACGCAGAUUAAAGAUGUUGAAGGGGGUUUGAAAAAGAAUUGGACUGAAGUUGUAAAGGGAACCAUCAAAGAAGUUAAAUCGACUACGGUGGCUCUGAACAAUGUCGUCAAAUCAAUUAAAAACAACGUCGAAACAAUAAACCGUGAGUGCAAUGUUGUGUUAUUUAGGCUCAGUGAAGCUGAAACUAACUCUGCUGAUGCUCACAAUGAUGAUAAAAAAAUUGUUACGAAUUUGCUUUCAGUCAUUACAAAUGAUGAAAUCAAGGAAAGUGAUAUUAAGAAAAUGUACAGAAUUGGCAAAAAAGGAGACAACCCACGUCCGAUAAUGAUUGAGUUUAAAGAAAAGUCUAUGAAAAACAUGACAAUGGAAAAUCGUGUGAGGAUGAAACAAUUGAGUGAUGAAUUAAAAAAUGUCAGCAUAAGCCAUGACUUCACUAAAGAACAGCGUGAGAAAUGUAAAAAACUGCAUACUAGCUUUGAUUGUGCGUCCAUGGUUUUCAACUCUUCUGGUAAUGUCAAUAAAAUUAAGAUGGGUCUGUUAAACAUUAGAUAUUUGGGUCUAAAUGUUGAUGAUGUUCAUGGGCUGCUGAAUGAUGACUUUGAUGUUUUGAUGCUUACAGAAACUUGGCAUAAAUCAUCUGAUAAUAUUUGUCUUAGUUUGGCAAAACCACGUGAUUUUAGUUUUUCGGAACAAGUUAGGCUAAAUGAUCCUGAGCAUGGUGGUUUGGUAACGUAUUUCAGAAACCACUUUAAAUGUGUAAAAAUUCCAUUGCCAGUGAUAAUUACAUUUGAAGCGAUAUGUUUUAAAUUGACGUUACGGAAAACUUCAGUAAUUUUUUUGGUGAUUUAUAGGCCAGGUUCUGCUCCUCCUGCUAAAUUGUUUUUUGAAGAAUUAAUUUUAGUUUUAGAACAAAUCACACUUUUAUGUUGCAGUAUUGUAGUUGCAGGUGACUUCAACAUACACGUAGAAACUUCGUCAGAUAUAUAUGCAACAGCCCUUGCUGAUAUUUUCUCUAGUUUUGAUCUUGUCAAUAGAAUUAAUCAGUCUACCCAUGUGCUUGGUGGUACCCUGGAUUUGAUUGUUACAUCGGAUGGUUUUUUGUUAGAAGAUGGUAUCUAUUCUGUAUCUGGUAUCUAUUCAGAUCAUGGUUUAGUAACUGGUCAAUUUUUAAUCAAUCCGACUCCAGUCAUUUUCAAGAAAUCGUGGAUCAGAUCCUGGAAACGAGUGGAUAAAAAACGUCUGACUGAGCUUUUGAGGUGCUCACCUAUCUCGAAACAUUAUGUGCUGACUGAAGAACAGAUAUCUAAAGGUGUUAAUUCGUCACCUACGAAGUCAUGCUCACUCGACCCAAUACCGACGCAUGUAUUCAAAUAA
This is a messenger RNA of Helobdella robusta, 1422 nucleotides long. RefSeq lists its product as hypothetical. Gene Ontology annotation, molecular function: catalytic activity. Lineage: Eukaryota; Metazoa; Annelida; Clitellata; Rhynchobdellida; Glossiphoniidae. The record is from RefSeq and is a predicted model, not a curated record. Bases 1 to 1422 code for a protein of 473 amino acids. The transcript is spliced from 3 exons.